ACGCAACCAGGUUCAGGCGUGAAAGAAACUCAACCCUCUUGUUUUUUCAGAGAUAUCUCUCUUCUAGAACUUUCUUUUUCUAAGAUUGGAGCCAUCAGCCAUGUCCACCCCUGCAAAGAAGAGGCUGAUGCGGGACUUCAAGCGCCUCCAACAGGAUCCACCCGCGGGUAUUAGUGGCGCCCCUCAAGACAAUAACAUCAUGCUCUGGAAUGCUGUCAUUUUUGGGCCUGAUGAUACACCGUGGGAUGGAGGUACGUUCAAGCUGACUCUGCAAUUUACUGAGGAUUAUCCAAAUAAGCCUCCAACAGUUCGGUUUGUCUCACGGAUGUUUCAUCCAAAUAUCUAUGCAGAUGGAAGUAUUUGCUUGGAUAUUUUACAAAAUCAAUGGAGUCCCAUAUAUGAUGUUGCUGCUAUUCUGACGUCUAUCCAGUCACUGCUUUGUGAUCCGAAUCCAAACUCCCCUGCAAACUCAGAAGCAGCCCGCAUGUUUAGUGAAAACAAGCGAGAAUAUAACAGAAGAGUGCGUGAGAUAGUGGAGCAGAGCUGGACUGCUGACUAAAUGCCUUUUUGAAGCACCAGAAACUUGCCUUGGCAAAUGAAAAAUUUGAAGUGUUUGUGGGUCUGAAUGUCGCUACACUUGUUAGAUAAUCUGCUUUUGUGUGCAUUGUUCUUGGGAGAUUCCUUUGGAUGUUUACAUUUCUGGCUUCUAGACAGCCCUGGUUGAACCUUCUAUUUCUUGGUGUUUUUACCGAUUCUUCUUUCAUGUAAUUGUAUUAUGUACUGUUAGCCUCUGUAUAGGAAUAUUGCUAUUGUAGUGAUGCCCUAGACAAUCAAUCUCUCUCUUCAGAGAUGAAAACAGAGAACCUGUUUUCAGAUUAAGUGGGCUUUCAGAUUUAUGAAUGGCUAUCUAGCAUGUCUGAUCUUGUAUUGUAUUUAUUGAGAUUUGCUUGUUUGCUCA
This is a messenger RNA of Mangifera indica (mango), 958 nucleotides long. Its product is annotated as ubiquitin-conjugating enzyme E2 2-like. Lineage: Eukaryota; Viridiplantae; Streptophyta; Magnoliopsida; Sapindales; Anacardiaceae. The record is from RefSeq and is a predicted model, not a curated record. The coding region runs from base 101 to 559 and encodes 152 amino acids. The transcript has 5 exons.